UCAUUCUUUUUAUUUAGCAUUUUCAGUUCAUUUAUAUUUGGCUGCUGUAAUUGGUGCUACCUAAAGUAAACAAGCAAAGAAAAAUUGUCAACUUAAUUCUGAAAGCUCAGCAGAAGUUUGUUUCCUGGGUUCUACAGGGUUAUAAAACAGAGAGAAUGUGUAAAUUCACAAAAUUUCACACAUAUGCUUGUAUGAAACAAAAAUAAUCUAAAGGUAAAUCAAAACAAACACUCAAUAAAUAAAAUGUAACCAAUCGGAUGAAGUAAAAAAAAGAUUAAAGCUGUAAAAAUUAAAAAUAUUCGAAUAUUGGAGAUGAUAAACUCUCAAGUUUUAAAAUAAAAAUAGUGAUUAAAAAAUAGACAUUUUCAUACACAGAUGCAGAUAUAGUGGGCAGUUUUGAAUAUGGCCAGCAGGGGGCAGCACCACUCCCUCAGCGUGCGCGUUCCACCAUAGAAGAAGAGUUUUCCUUCAACUUUUUCCAGCUUUUAGCUUCGGCUAAUUAGCAGGCUAACGGACCUGUGUGGUUUUGGGUCGGAACCGGGGCUGACUGUGGCUCGGCAGGGAUGUUCGGGUGUCUGGUCGCCGGCAGGCUCGUGCAGACGGACGCGCUGCAGGUCGCCGCGGACAAGUUUGUGUUCAACCUGCCGGACUACGAGAACGUCAACCACGUGGUGGUGUUCAUGCUCGGCACGGUGCCGUUCCCCGCCGGCAUGGGCGGAGCCGUGUACUUCUCCUUCCCGGAUCCGCUGAGCGGCGGCCCGGUGUGGCAGCUGCUCGGCUUCAUCACCAACGACAAGCCCAGCGCGAUCUUCAAGAUCUCCGGGCUGAAGGCCGGCGAGGGCGGGGCGCACCCCUUCGGCAUGAUGGCGGCGGCGCCGUCGUCCGUGGCGCAGCUGGGCGUGUCGGUGGAGACUCUGGACCAGCUGGCCCAGCAGACGCCGGUGUCCAGCGCCGCGGUGUCCACCGUGGACUCCUUCAUGCAGUUCACGCAGAAGAUGAUGGAGAAUCUCUACAACUUCGCGGCUUCUUUCGCCGUCACGCAGGCGCAGAUGACGCCGAACCUCACGGAGACCUUCAUCCCGUCCAGCUGCAUGCUCAGGUGGUACGAGAACUUCCAGAGGAGGAUGACACAGAACCCGAACUUCUGGAAAAGCUGAGCAAUCCAUCAACCAGAUUAAAACCAGAACAUCUGGAUCUCAGAGGAGCUGCUGCAUCUGAUCUGCUGGAAAGUUCUGGAUUUUACUGCAAAGAACCAGAAACUGAGCUGCUACUAACACACCUCACAUCCCUGGUCGCUUCUUUCUUCUAGAUGUUUGGAGUGUUUGUGUGAAAAGUUCCACACUACAACUGUUGAUGCUUUAUCAAGAAAAUCCAUCAGAAAAACUGAAGAAGUUGGACCAAAACCAACAUCUAACCUACUUCUGGAUGAUUCUGCAGAAUGGUUUUCUACAUAACAUGAAGGACUGAGUCUGGAAUCCAAACAAACUCAUUUUUAUCUGGAUUUCUUUUUUCUUUUUUGUGAAUGUUUGCUUAGAAAAAUAAAGUUGUUUGCUUUCUUA
Molecule: messenger RNA, 1559 nt
Organism: Oryzias melastigma (Indian medaka)
Lineage: Eukaryota; Metazoa; Chordata; Actinopteri; Beloniformes; Adrianichthyidae
Gene: hikeshi
Product: heat shock protein nuclear import factor hikeshi
Exons: 1
Coding region: 564-1157 (197 amino acids)
Biological process (GO): protein import into nucleus
Cellular component (GO): cytosol; nucleus
Molecular function (GO): Hsp70 protein binding; nuclear import signal receptor activity
Source: RefSeq, a predicted model, not a curated record